Messenger RNA from Tarenaya hassleriana, 795 nucleotides. Its product is annotated as auxin-responsive protein SAUR72. The coding region runs from base 172 to 567 and encodes 131 amino acids. Gene Ontology annotation, biological process: response to auxin. The record is from RefSeq and is a predicted model, not a curated record. The transcript has a single exon. NCBI's taxonomy places the organism in Eukaryota, Viridiplantae, Streptophyta, Magnoliopsida, Brassicales, Cleomaceae.
UCACUGUACCUGGCCAGUACUCCUUCUCAUACGAAAUUACACAUGUACCCUCGCCUCUUUAUAUACCCCUUCUCCCUCACCCCUCGUCUCUCUCUGCAGAUUUUCUCCUUUUACCAUUAAAAAGUCGGAAUCUUUAGGUUGUAUAUUUCGGAUUAAACUAUCUGUGUAAUCAUGAAGUGCCUGAUCCGCCGUCUGUCCCGCGUGGCAGACUCAGCGCAGUACAACCUCCUCCGUUCCGAUUCCCGGCGACCGAGUCGGCGGUUGCAGACGGCGAUCCGGUCAGCAGCUCGGAGAGAGAAGAAGGCGAAGUCGUCGGUACCGCAGGGACACGUGCCAGUGUACGUGGGGGAGGAGAUGGAGCGGUUCGUGGUGAGCGCGGAGGUGAUGAACCACCCGGUUUUCGUGGGGUUACUGAACCGGUCGGCUCAGGAGUACGGGUACGGGCAGAAGGGCGUUAUACACAUCCCCUGUCACGUGCUCGUCUUCGAGCGAAUCAUGGAGACUCUCCGCCUGGGACUCGCCGAGUCACGUGACCUCCAGGAACUCAUCGGAAGCGACGCCAUCUGAUGAUACUCUUGUCGAUUCGUCGUCCUCGCUAGAAACAGUGCAAAAAGGGGAUAGAUCUGUUUGUUUUUGCUCAGAUACAGACAAAAGUAGGAUGUGUUGUUGGUGUAAAUAGUCGUUUGCUCGAUCUGUUUUGAUGGUGGGGUUCUGUCAAGGUUUUUUCUUUCUAUUUAAAUCUUGGUGGACGAACGCUUCUUCUUCGAUAUUAGUAUUAUCUACUUAAUUCGACAU